AAAAACAAACAACCGAACAUAAUCGUAAAUCAUCCCUCGAUUUACACAACACAUGCACGCUGCUUCUAAACACACUUGUUGUUUCUGGUAAAAUUUAAGGUUAUAUACAAAGUCUAAACAAGACAUUUUAUUUUUUCUUCAAACGUAUGUAAAGAGGCAAUUGGAGUUUGUAUUGUUUUGUUUAUUGUUUUAUUUCGUAGUUUCAUUAAACUGUGAAGAACACAAAGGCACAUGUUUGAGUAUUGUUGAUGGAGUAAAGUUAAUCUGACGGAAGACAAAGGUAGUAUAAUUAAGCUUCCAGAUAGCUGCUGGGCUAUCCUCUGGGCAAACAUGGACAAAUAUGAGAACCUGGGGCUUGUCGGAGAAGGGAGCUAUGGAAUGGUGAUGAAAUGCAGGAACAAAGAAAAUGGAAGGAUAGUUGCAAUAAAGAAAUUUCUGGAAAGUGAUGAUGACAAAAUGGUGAAGAAAAUUGCCAUGAGAGAAAUAAAGUUGUUAAAGCAACUCAGACAUGAGAAUUUGGUCAAUCUUCUUGAAGUGUGCAAGAAAAAGAGACGCUGGUAUCUUGUGUUUGAGUUUGUGGACCGUACUCUAUUAGAUGAUCUGGAACAGUUUCCAAACGGACUUGACUACAAUAAAGUUAAAAAGUAUCUCUUCCAGAUUCUGAGGGCCAUCACUUUUUGCCAUCAUCAUAGCAUUAUACACCGUGAUAUAAAGCCUGAGAACAUACUGAUAUCUCAGUAUGGGGUUGUCAAAUUGUGUGAUUUUGGAUUUGCCAGAACGAUGGCAGCCCCUGGUGAGGUAUAUACUGACUACGUGGCCACACGCUGGUACAGAGCUCCAGAACUACUCGUAGGAGACACAAAGUAUGGCAAAGCCGUAGAUGUAUGGGCUGUUGGCUGUUUGAUUGUUGAGAUGCUUACAGGAGAACCUCUUUUCCCAGGAGAUUCUGAUAUUGAUCAGGUGUAUCAUGUCAUGAGGUGUUUUGGUAAUUUAACCCCAAGGCAUCAAGAACUAUUCUACAAAAACCCAACUUUUGCAGGAGUGAGACUCCCUGAAAUAAAAGAAAUGGAACCUCUGGAAAGACAUUUUCCAAAACAAUCAUCAGUUGUUUUAGAUUUGGUAAAGAAAUGUUUACAGAUUGAUCCAGACAAUAGGCUGUCCUGCAGUGAGCUGCUGCAACAUGAGUAUUUUAACAAAGAUGGCUUUGCUGAAAGAUUCACACAAGAGCUUAAUACUAAAAUCCAGAAGGGCCUGAAAGAGAACACUUCUGUACCCAAAAAGUCAAAAAUGACAAAAAGGGAUAAAGAAGAUUCUUUAGUGGAGGAUAAGAAACUAAGAAGCCAGGACUCUAAUGCAGAUAUAAAAAACAAAGAUAAUAAACCCAAUGUCAAAAUAAAGUCAAAAGAGUUGACAGCUGAGGCUGAAAAGGUUGACAGAUCAGCUUCUACAAAUGGGAAUGAGAUCCUGGACAAGACUACUGAAAGCAGGGCAAGCCUCAGCAAGGCUGUGCCUCCAUCUCUUAAAGAUGUAAAUGGCAACCAUGACCGUCCUAAGUCUCCAGCGGGAACCCUCAUUCCUCCCAUCUCACACUAUCCCCUGGCCAUCACGACCAGCUGCAUGAACCUGAAUGCUGGGUCUGGGACUGUUCCAGGACCUCACAGCUUCAGAUGGCUUGUGAAACCUAAUGAUGGCAGUGAAGUUGACAGGGCAAACGAGAAGAUGAAGAAACAUAUGCCCCUUUUUAAAAAACAAAGCCAACAACCCAUGUCGAGUCACUACAAUGUAAGCCUUGCUGCCCGGUUCCCAAAUGAAAGGAGUGGUAUUCAUGAGUGGUCAAUUCAUACUGAUCGAAUGGGGAAUGCAAUCAAGAAAAAAUGGGAAUUCUGCAAAUCAGAUGUUCAUCUGCCAGAACUGAACAGUAAUCAUCUGCCUGAGCUAAAAGGAGUCGAAGGCAAAAAUUCAAAGAUAUUAAAGAAAGAAAACAGGAGAGUUCCAGAAUCCCGUAUACCUUCUCUAGCUGCAAUGGACCUUCACUCCAGCGUGCCUUCGCAACAGAUAUCUGGAAGCUCAUUUCACGAACACACAGACGCAAACUUCCCCCGUGUUGAGUACUAAACCUUUAAACCUUGGUGCUUUUAGAGCAUUACUCUGUACAAAGUUACUCCUAU
Messenger RNA from Polyodon spathula (Mississippi paddlefish), 2168 nucleotides. RefSeq names its product cyclin-dependent kinase-like 2. The record is from RefSeq and is a predicted model, not a curated record. The coding region runs from base 331 to 2115 and encodes 594 amino acids. NCBI's taxonomy places the organism in Eukaryota, Metazoa, Chordata, Actinopteri, Acipenseriformes, Polyodontidae. Gene Ontology annotation, biological process: protein phosphorylation. The transcript is spliced from 14 exons. Gene Ontology annotation, cellular component: nucleus. Gene Ontology annotation, molecular function: cyclin-dependent protein serine/threonine kinase activity; ATP binding.